AUGGAGGACAUGAUGAAUGAAAAUAAAAGUGCUCGUUUCCUCAGGGAGGCAGCGCCAGUUCCGGCUCCGUCGGGAGACGCGCACCUUAGGGGGUACUUCCGUGCCCUGGACGCCCCUGCCCCGGGACGGUUUCCUGAGUGUCAAGGGGUGUGUGCGCGACCGUGGAGACCCGAGGGACCCGUCCCUGCGUUCCCGGCACCUCCCCGGCCUCCGUGGGCCUUUUCCACGUCUCUCCUCGCCGCGGCGUUCUGCCCCCCGUCUCUGCGGCCGGAAUCCAGCCUCUCGGAGGCCGUCGGGUUGCAGGGCGGCCGGGCCCGCCAGGCUCCGAGGCGGGGCGCCCGCAGAGCCAGGGCUCCGAAGGGCCUUCCGGGCAUCGGGGAAGUCCCGAGCGGGGUGUGGGAGGGCCCGCGACCGCCUGGGCUGACCCCGGGCGCCCACGGGGCCCCUGUGGCCGCGGGUGGUGGGCUGGGCUCAGCCCCCAGCGCCCGCGUGGCGCCCCCGCUCCGAGGGGUGUGCGCAACGAGGAGCGCGCUGCGGGCCGGUGCUCGUGCCUGCAGGCCGCCCCCGCCGGCUCCCCCCGCCCCCCGGGGACCCCCAGGCCGUCAGCACAGCGCUGCGCCUCCUCAGCUCUUCCGAUGCCCGACGGGCCUGCAAGAGUCCGUUUGCACCGAGAAACGCGGGAGGCCAAGCGAGGCGGGACGAGACCAACGGCUUUUCUCCAGCCCCCAGGCCGCCGGUCGGCCCCGGGAGGUGUCGGCUCGCCCGGGGGCCUGUCUCCAGGGCCUCGGGUCUGAGCCGCCGGCGCAGGAGGGAAAGGCAGCCGUAGCAGAACUAGAAGCUGUGACCCGAAGUUUAAAGCAGGCGCGUGACCGCCACAUCCCACUCCCCGGAGGCGCCGGGGCCCGGCCUCCCCAGGCUGCCUGGCGCUCGGGGCCUAGUCGGACUGUGCUGAUGCCCCACGACUCUCCCGGAGACGUAGGGGCUCAGCCGGGUCCGCGGGGCUUCCCGGAGGGACGGGAAUCCUGCCCUACCGCACGCGUGGGCACAGAGGCCCUGCCCAGCGCCCCAGGCCCCUCCCUUCGGGGACCCGGCGGCCUGGGGGCCCCUCGACCCACGCGGGGAUAA
This is a messenger RNA of Manis javanica (Malayan pangolin), 1125 nucleotides long. NCBI's taxonomy places the organism in Eukaryota, Metazoa, Chordata, Mammalia, Pholidota, Manidae. The record is from RefSeq and is a predicted model, not a curated record.